AUUUUGACUUUUCAAAAGUUCUGCUAAACGGGCCUUAUUAUGAUAGCCAUAAACCAAUUUUGUGAGUCUCACACGUUGCAAAACUAACCUUGGACGUGCAUAGUUGCAAGAUUUGGAUUUAACAAAUGAAUUUAAUUAAAUAAAAAUCAAGUAAUGGACCCUAUAAAUAGACAACUUUCUCCCGUAAUUAAACCCACUCCCCCAUUUACACAAAUCUUUUUCUGUUUUUCUUCUCCACAAUGCUAAUGGUGGCUAGCCAAAAAAUCUCUUCUCUGCUACUGGCCCUGUUCUUUAUAGGAACCACAGUUGUUUCAGCCACAGUUUUCACGCUUCAAAACAGUUGCAGUUACACAAUCUGGCCGGGGACACUCUCCGGUAAUGGAGGCGCCAUUCUUGGGGACGGCGGCUUCGCAUUAGCCCCCGGAGGAACCAGCCAACUCCCCGGCCCGCCGGGUUGGUCAGGCCGUUUUUGGGCCCGAACAGGUUGCAACUUCGACGAAGCCGGGAACGGAAAAUGCAUAACUGGUGAUUGCGGCGGCACAUUAAAAUGCAACGGCGGUGGCCAACCGCCUGUGUCCCUUGUCGAAUUCACACUUGCACGUGACAACACGGAGAAAGAUUUCUACGACGUUAGCCUCGUCGACGGCUACAAUGUGGGCCUCGGUGUCCGUCCCUCCGGCGGCUCCGGCGAUUGCCAGUACGCCGGUUGCAUAGCCGACCUCAAUGGAAGCUGUCCUAAAGAAUUACAAGUGACAGACCCGGCCUCCGGUUCGGUAGUGGCGUGUAAAAGCGCGUGCGCUGCCUUUAACACAGCGGAGUAUUGCUGCACCGGCGAACACUCGACGGCUGCGACUUGCCCGCCGACACAGUACUCUCAGAUGUUCAAGAAUGCUUGCCCGACAGCUUAUAGUUAUGCGUACGACGAUGCUUCAAGUACACGCACAUGUUCGGUUGCGGAUUAUUUGAUCACAUUUUGUCCCACAACGUCGUAAAUUACCAUUAAUUCAUGGUUGAUGCUUAUUAUUAAACAUACAAUAAAUUGCAUCAAAAACUUGAUUAUGUUGAGUUAAUUUUUAACUUUUGUGCAUUUUUAUAAAUAAUUACUUCAUAGA
Messenger RNA from Olea europaea var. sylvestris, 1112 nucleotides. RefSeq names its product pathogenesis-related protein 5-like. Bases 240 to 992 code for a protein of 250 amino acids. The record is from RefSeq and is a predicted model, not a curated record. Gene Ontology annotation, cellular component: extracellular region. The transcript is spliced from 2 exons. Gene Ontology annotation, biological process: defense response. Lineage: Eukaryota; Viridiplantae; Streptophyta; Magnoliopsida; Lamiales; Oleaceae.